This is a messenger RNA of Eimeria acervulina, 1011 nucleotides long. RefSeq lists its product as hypothetical. The coding region runs from base 1 to 1011 and encodes 336 amino acids. The record is from RefSeq and is a predicted model, not a curated record. The transcript has a single exon. NCBI's taxonomy places the organism in Eukaryota, Apicomplexa, Conoidasida, Eucoccidiorida, Eimeriidae.
AUGCAGCAGCAUCAUCAUCAUCAGCAGCAACACCAGCAGCAACAGCAGCAGCUGCAGCAGCAGCGACAUGGGGGCCCCCAGGCUCCUUUCUGCCCGUUAGGCAGUGCACGACGGGGUCAACAGGGGAGAAGAGGAGGUCGGGGGCCCCCCCGUGGGGGGCCCCAUGGGGGCCCCCAUCCCCAGGGGGCCCCCUUCAGGGGCCCUGGGCCUCGGCGUGGGGGCCCCCACAGGGUACCGGGGUGGGAGGGUGGCGUUCGUAUUCCUAUGGGGGCCCUCUCAGACCCUUGGGGGGCCCUUAACGGCAAAUAUGGGGGCCCCUGUCCCCUUGAGGGCCCCACAGAAGAGAUAAUGCAUGCAUUGCAUGCAGUAGUUAAGCGGGGGGAGCUGCUGCAGCAGAUGAUGAUGCAGAAGGGGGGGGCCCCUGUAUGUCGUGAAAGAACCACACACACGGGGGCCCCCCAAACAACACAGCCAGAAGGGCCCCCUAACGCUGCAGAGAAUACACCACCCCAGCAGCAGCAUCAGCAGCAGCAGCAUCACCAGCAGCAGCAGCAACAGUCUGCGGAGUUUGUUCCGUUGUCUAGCAGCGACAAAGACAACAAACCCCGGGAGGGGGCCCCACAAGGGGGGCCCCCCACUGAUGCAUCUGAAGGGGGCCCCUUUGUAAAGGCACAGCGGCGCCCUUUGCUUCUCCCUCCCCCUCGCUUUGAUGUAGACUCUGCUGCUGGUGCAGAAAAUGUAGACAGGCAGGGACCGGGAUUCGAUCCCACGGGAUCCGAUCCCCGGGGAUCCGAUCCCAAGAAAACCGAUCCCCCGGGAUCCGAUCCCCCGGGAUCCGAUCCCAACAGAUCCGAUCCCAUUGUCCCCCCAGGGGCCCCCGUGGGGCCUAGGCGCCCUUUCUGCCUCCCCGCAGUGACGCAGGGGGGCCCCCCAGGGGCCCCCUCUGAUGGUGGGGCUAUUUUGUGCUUAGACGAAGCAGGGAUACAAAAGAGACUGAAAACUCAACACUAG